AUCUGGAUUUGAUUUAUUAAUCGGUCAUUUUCUUUUUUCACACCCUUAAUUCCGACGGAACCCUAAAAACAAUUCCGACGGAACUUUUGGGCAAAAUCUCUUAUAUAUAUAUAAAAAACAAACUGUUUCCAGUAUAGCAAUCGAUUACUCCGACGAAUUUAACGAUGCAGUCUUCUUCGUCGGAACUUCCGAUUAGCAGACGUUUCUUCAAGGUUAUGGUGCCUGGUUUUCACUCUAAACUUACAAUUCCACCAGCUUUUUUUCCGAAGCUAAAAGGGGAUAAAUCAGAAAAGGGGACAAUAAUAAAGGGCAAAGAUACAUGGAAUGUUGAAAUUAAUCGAUCCGAGAAGGGCAUUAUCUCGUUUGAUAAGGGUUGGGAGGAAUUUGUGCAAAAUCAUGACCUAAGAGUUGGAGAUUUUGCUGUGUUUGAGCACUUGGGUGAUAUGCGUUUCAGUGUUACACUUCUUGAUUCAACUGGCUGUGAUAAGAAGUUGUUGGAGAAGAGUGAAGUAGUACCUUCCCAGGAGAAAAAGAAAAAGGUGAACUCUGCUCAGCCCGGAACAGAGAAAAGGAAAGUUGAGGGAGAUCAACCUCACUACCAAUGCAUGAAAGGAAGUUCUGAGUUCACGGCAAGAAUAAAAGAAUAUAACGUGAGAAAACGUUCUCCUUAUAUGCAUAUACCCACAGAGUUUUGUCAGUCAAAUGCACUCUUUCAGAAUACAACCAUGACGUUAACAGGCCCGUCGGGUAAAUCAUGUCCUGUGAGUCUGAGAAUUUGCAAUGGUGGGAAGACUCUAUAUGCUUGUAUUACCAGAGGCUGGCAUGAUUUCUUUUCAAGCAACAAGCUAAAAGUAGGAGAUGUUUGCCUCUUCCAACUUGAUCGCUCAAAAAGCGACUCAAAUUCCAUUGCCAUCGAUGUUCGUGUUUUGUAGGCUGCAGACUUUUCUUUUAUCUUUAUUCUUUUGAUUUUUACUAGUUAGUGUUACCUUGUAAACUUGUUUCAUUAGGUAUAGGUUCUUUUUAUUGACUUGAUUGGCUGAUCAACAACAAGUAGUACUCUAGCUGUUGCAGAGUAAUUAGGCAGUGUGUUAUAUGUUGAGAAGCAAAAAUGCUGAUGAAUAAGUUGCAUGAAGAAAAUAAUCUUAGAGGCAACUCAAGCCAGAAGGAGAGAUCGAAGGUCAUUCCAACCUCUAUUUAGUGGACAAUAUGGGAAGAAAGGAACAAAAGAUGCUUUGACGAUAAAUCAAGUCAUAUCCAGAAAGAUGAAGUUGAAGUGUUUGGUACUUUUGUAUUUUUGGUGUAAAGGAACAUGUGUAGAAGAUCUUGAUUCAAUUUUUGAUAUUUUAAACUCCUUCUAGAUGAUAGUGGAGCUGUAUGUUUGGUCUCUGUACAGUCCUGUAAUUAUGGAUGGUUAUACAGUCUUUGUAUAAUCUUACUAAUAUAUACGAUAUGUUAGCUGUUUUAAAGUAAAUAAA
Molecule: messenger RNA, 1475 nt
Organism: Solanum pennellii
Lineage: Eukaryota; Viridiplantae; Streptophyta; Magnoliopsida; Solanales; Solanaceae
Product: B3 domain-containing protein REM9-like
Exons: 4
Coding region: 165-932 (255 amino acids)
Molecular function (GO): DNA binding
Source: RefSeq, a predicted model, not a curated record